AACAUCAGAAUUAACCAAAAGCUAAUUCGUAACAAAGGUAGCUUUAGAUAUGAUAAUCAUAAAUGGGUUCUUGGCGCUUACAGAAAGAAAGGAGCGCCUCAUUUUGAUACUGUUGUCGAUCUUGUGGAGUAUUAUAAGAAGCAUGAACUCCCUGGACAUAUUGUUAUGAAAACCCCUAUACAUAGACCAAAAUGGCUAAUUAAACAUGACAUGUGCAAAUUUGACAUGUUGAAGGACCUGAUUGGAACUGGAAAUUUUUGUAAAGUUUUUCGAGGAACUUACGAGCGCGACAAAAAUGACAUAAUUCCAGUAGCCAUAAAAAAGAAGUCGACACUUUUUUUGAAGAUAUGCCAUGGCGCAUCAAAAGACACAGUGACAGAAGCAGCUAAACAAGCUAGAGAAUCAAUGAUACAUGAAGCACAACUAAUGAGCUAUUACGUACACAAGAAUGUUAUACAGCUGUAUGGUGUAGCUUGUGAUCACUAUCCAGUUAUGAUAGUAAUGGAAUACUGUCCGGGUGGUAAUUUGCAAGAGCAUAUGCAGAAGAUGAGAGACAAAGUUUCAAUUCCUGAACGUAUAUCACUGAUAUACGAGGUUUGUGGUAAAUCAGCUGAUGUUGUGCUAGGCUACAGUCAUGCUUCAAAAGGAAUGAGUUAUCUGCAUUCAAAAGGUUGCGUGCAUCGAGAUCUGGCUGCAAGAAAUUGUUUAUUAUCAGAAGUUGCUUUGAAAACAUAUGGGAAGAAGGCCACAUUUUUUCCUUCAAUUUGCAAAUUUGAGCAGUGUCCAUCUAGGAGUAUGAAAACAUAACG
Molecule: messenger RNA, 809 nt
Organism: Strongylus vulgaris
Lineage: Eukaryota; Metazoa; Nematoda; Chromadorea; Rhabditida; Strongylidae
Source: the annotation of a GenBank genome assembly